This is a messenger RNA of Clonostachys solani, 963 nucleotides long. The record is from the annotation of a GenBank genome assembly. Lineage: Eukaryota; Fungi; Ascomycota; Sordariomycetes; Hypocreales; Bionectriaceae.
AUGGGAGUCAGCUCUGUCAACCCGGAGGCUAUUCACCGUUCACCUCAGGGAGAGCCCUGGUGCGCUGCUUGGAGAUAUUUCAGGCUCCCCGUUCGUCUCGAUAACUCCAAGACGCUGUGGAUCGCACCGGAGAGCGAUCAUCUCUUCCUGCCCAAGUUCGGCGUCAAGACCGGCGUCUUUGUGAACUUCAUCAAUGACUUGAAGGCAAACGACCCCAACCGCGUUGGCCUGCUCCAUAUUGCUUUCGACAGCUUGUGCGCCAAGACUCUGACAUUCUUGAAGGCGUUGGCGCCAGACCACGACAUCCCUCGAGAUGCACAGGACACCUUCAAGGCUUGCGUCGCACGGCUACAGUCUGUGUGGUUCGUUCAUCUCCUAUCAAGAGAUUCCCGUAUCAGCCAUGGCCUCCUCACAAGUACUAGGAACAGGUCCAUAAUGGGCUACAAUCGUAGCAUCCCAAUCUUCCCUCACGCUGUCGAGUUUGAGCUACUCGGCUCAGAUCCUCGGCCGAUUGAAUCCAGCCUGGAGGGGCAGACAGUCUGGCAGGAUCCCAAAACCGCCGUCCAAGCAUGGGUAAAGCUGGAGAGGAAGCUUGGUUUCCCCAACAAGAAACGCAAGGGCAGUAAGGGGCCCAGCCGUGAAAUCUCCCACCUUCUCGCCAUGGCCGCAAGAAAUGGCUACACGCGUCGGGCCCCUUUCGAAGUCAAUUCCGAGCAAACCAUGGAUGACUGUCUGCAACUCGAAUUGGACACGCUGAAGAGUUAUUUUAUCGAUGGUGUUGGUAGUUUAUGGCCGCAUCUAUACCAUCAGGAGGUCGAGGAAGGCAAGGAGUAUCUUCUGUCGGCAGCAGGGUUUUGGGUUUUCCCACUUGGAACCUUUAAGACAGUAGACAAAUCGCUUGAAACUGCAGUGUAUAAGGAUUUCAGCGGUCUUCAACCUGGAAUCGGACUCUUUAAACUGUGA